GCAAGUAAUAUAUUGUUUCUACUAAUUAAGUGACUUAAUUAUUAGUUUUUGGGGGAUUCAAACCAGUGAUUUCUACCUCAGUGACUACGAUUAUUAUUUUGGAUAUCGAUUCAUUAUGUGCCAAAUUGUAUUUUAUUUAAUUUUAUGUGUUUUGAUGCAAAAUGCAACGGCUCAAAAUUAUAACGAAACAAGAGAAAAAAUAACAAAGUUAAAAAAUGAACAUUCAGUUGUAUUUGCAGUUUCGACAUCCGCGUAUCAAAUAGAAGGAGCAUGGAAUGAAUCAGGUAAAACCGAAAGUAUAUGGGAUCGAUUUGUUCACACACAUCCAGAGAAAAUCAUGGAUGAAUCAAAUGGUGACAUCAGCUGUGAUUCGUAUCAUAAUAUCGAUCGUGAUAUAAAAAUGUUAAAAUAUUUGGGUGUGAAAUUUUAUCGUUUUUCAAUAUCAUGGCCACGGAUUUCACCCACACCGAUGCGUGAUGCUGCGGUUAACGAUGAAGGCUUGAACUAUUAUCAUUCGUUAAUCGAUAAAUUAAUUGAAAAUGAUAUUACACCGGUAAUUACGUUGUAUCAUAACGAUUUACCACAAAAUAUUCAGGAUUUUGGUGGAUGGACGAACGAAUUGAUCAUCGAAUAUUUCGAGAAUUAUGCUCAACUUGUAUUUAAGAAUUUCGCAUCCAAGGUUAAAGAUUGGAUAACAUUUGAUCUACCGGAACAGAUAUGCCAUAAACAUUAUGGUACAGAUGAUUGGCCACCAGAAAUUAGUUCAUCCGGUAUAGCGGAUUAUUUAUGUUUGCGAAAUUUAUUUUUGGCUCAUGCAACGGUUUAUCGAUUGUAUAAAAGUCAAUUUGAUACCGACAAUACAGGAAUUAUGGGUAUAAACUUAUUGUUUAAUUGGUAUGAGCCUGUAACAAAUUCCACCGAAGAUAUUGAAUCUGUCGAAAGAUUUCGUAAACUUUUUUAUGGGAUUCAAGCCGAUCCAAUACACUCUGAGUACGGUGAUUUUCCAGAACUAUUAAAAUCGCAAAUUGCAAAUAAAAGCAAAGAACAAGGUUUCCGUAAUUCACGAUUACCAUCAUUUACAAUUGCUGAAAUUGAAUUUAUUCGAAAUACCUACGAUUUUAUGGGUAUCACAUAUUUUACGUCGUAUCAAUUACCACAAACAUCGGAGCAAAUUUAUCCAGUUCCAUCAUACGAAGACGAUUUGGGUAUUCGUGAAGGGGUGUUCGAUGCAAAUUGGACCAAAACAUCAAUUUCUUUGUUGCAGAAUUAUCCUACAGGGUUAAAGAAUGUUUUAUUGUAUAUUAAAAAUGUGUAUAAUAAUCCAAAAGUAGUGAUUUUGGGAAAUGGAUGUGGAACUGCUGAAAGUACAUUGGAAAAUCUCGAAUGUGUUUCAUAUUUUAAGGAUCAUUUGGAUGCCGUUUAUUAUGCUGUCGUUAAUGAAGGAUGUAAUGUGAUUGGCUACAGUGCGUGGACUCUUAUGGAUAGUUUUGAAUGGGAAAAAGGAUACACGGAACGUUUUGGAUUAUUUGAAACUGAUUUCGAUAGUGAAACACGUCAUACAAAACCAAAAGCAACAGCUCACUUUUUCCACGCGAUCCUCAGUGAUGAAAAGAAUGAGACGACUAUUAAUCCAUCGACAACAGUAAGUCCACAUCAACCCCCAUCGAAUGUCGACCCACAAAUGAAUGGUAGUGCUUCCCUCAGAUAUUUAUUAGGAAAUUUAAACAAUUUCGUAAUCCUGCUAGUUAUACUUUUCAAUUUAAUUUUAACACAAAAUCUUAUGAUUUAAUAUUUA
This is a messenger RNA of Chrysoperla carnea, 1795 nucleotides long. RefSeq names its product myrosinase 1-like. The coding region runs from base 116 to 1789 and encodes 557 amino acids. Gene Ontology annotation, biological process: carbohydrate metabolic process. NCBI's taxonomy places the organism in Eukaryota, Metazoa, Arthropoda, Insecta, Neuroptera, Chrysopidae. Gene Ontology annotation, molecular function: beta-glucosidase activity. The record is from RefSeq and is a predicted model, not a curated record. The transcript is spliced from 10 exons.